AUGUACAUGCCCCCGACUCCGGUGCCUCCAGUUUCACCAUCUUCCAGUGAAGCUAUACGCAUCGCAGCGCUCGAAGGCACAGUUAAUCAAAUGGCCUCCGACAUCACUGAACUCAUGGCCUUGCUCAGGGGACCAAAUCAUGCCUCUUCGAGUGUCAUCUCGCCCCUAACGCACGGGUCAAUGGUUGAUCCGUCUCCUUGGGUCCCGCCGACCCUUGCACCAGAGAGCGAUAUUGUGCAUAUUCUUGCGUUGACACAGUUCCCAGCGACUGUUCCACAGUUGACACACUCACCGGAGGUCUAUCCAGCUGCUGCUCCUCUUCCGGUAACACUUCCAGCGACUUUCCCUCCUCCACCAAUGACGAUGCCGAUGAUUGAUCCAGCUAUGCUUGCGCUUCCUCCAAUGCCAGUAUCAGCUACAAGCCUCAUCUACACUGCUCCUACGCCGACGAUUUUCCCGGCAACAAGCACAUAUGCUCCUACUCCCAUCACUGAACCAUUUCCUUUCACAGCUCUACAACCCCAAAUAAGCCUUUCACACCAAACUCCACCAAUCCUAAACAUUCCUUACUAUAACCCGGGCGCACAAGUUGUGGUUGCCCUUAAAGCUCCGUCGACAUAUAUUCUCCUUGCUAUGGAGACAGAACAGGAGCGUCAGAUGAAACGAAUGGAAGAGAUGAUGAAGGCCCUCCAUGAAAGUGACUCUCGUUAUAACACGAGUUACUUGGACCUUAAUCUCUUUCCAGACAUGAGGCUGCCCCCAAAGAUCAAGAUUCUCGACUUCGACAAGUAUGAUGGUACCACGGACCCAAUGCCACAUUUGCAAGGCUAUCGGAACCGCAUGAUGUCGUAUUGGGAAUUUGAGCAGUUCAUGAUUCAGACUUGUUAG
Molecule: messenger RNA, 888 nt
Organism: Punica granatum (pomegranate)
Lineage: Eukaryota; Viridiplantae; Streptophyta; Magnoliopsida; Myrtales; Lythraceae
Source: RefSeq, a predicted model, not a curated record